This is a messenger RNA of Plasmopara halstedii, 3009 nucleotides long. Its product is annotated as cleavage and polyadenylation specificity factor subunit. The coding region runs from base 1 to 3009 and encodes 1002 amino acids. Gene Ontology annotation, biological process: mRNA 3'-end processing by stem-loop binding and cleavage; translation. Lineage: Eukaryota; Oomycota; Peronosporomycetes; Peronosporales; Peronosporaceae. The record is from RefSeq and is a predicted model, not a curated record. Gene Ontology annotation, cellular component: ribosome; mRNA cleavage and polyadenylation specificity factor complex. The transcript is spliced from 13 exons. Gene Ontology annotation, molecular function: 5S rRNA binding; structural constituent of ribosome.
AUGGCGGUGAUCACCUUCACGCCACUAUAUGGUGUGCAUUCAAGCGCUCCAUGUUGCGCGUAUCUCUUGGAAGUGGACGAUGUUUGUAUUCUACUAGAUUGUGGUUGGACAGAUGCAUAUGAUGUUGAGCUGCUUAAGCCGUUGCAGCGCGUGGUGGACCGCAUCGAUUUGGUGCUCGUGUCGCAUCUGGACUUGGCACAUAUGGGGGCAUUACCCUACGCCAUUGGAAAGCUUGGACUUAAUGCUCCAGUUUAUGGUACACUACCAGUGCAUCGUAUGGGACAAAUUGCACUGUAUGACGCAUAUCAAGCCAAAACGAAACAAGAUAACGACUUUUCACUCUUUUCGUUGGACGAUGUGGAUUUGGUCUUUGAGCGAUUCAAACAGCUCAAGUACUCCGAAAAAUUGACGCUUCGUAGUAGUGGAGAAGGAAUUGUGAUCACACCUCAUGUGGCUGGACAUUUGAUUGGUGGUGCUCUCUGGAGGAUUAUGAAGGAGACGGACGACAUUAUUUACGCAGUGGAUUAUAAUCAUCGUUCGGAGCAUGUGUUACAAAAAACGAUUCUGGACUCGUUCUCGCGCCCAACGCUACUGAUUACCGACUCAAUGAAUCUUCAUGCAGAGCAGCCAAAGUUGAAGGAUCGAGAUAGCAAAAUCAUGAUGGAAAUUUUAAAGACAGUUCGAAAUGGAGGAAAUGUACUAAUUCCUACUGACAGCUCUGGUCGUGUACUCGAGUUAAUGCGAGUGCUGGACCAAUACUGGAUUCAAAACAAACUGCGAGAUCCCAUAGCUUUGCUCCAUGAUAUGAGCUAUUAUACGCCAAAGGCAGCACAGGCAAUGUUGGAAUGGUGUAAUGAUCGCAUUGCGAAAAACUUUGACAUUGGUCGUCAAAAUCCUUUUCAAUUUACUCAUAUCCAUCUGGUUCAUACGCUGGAAGAACUUGAUGCUUUGCCGAAUCCUAAGGUAGUCCUAGCUACAUCACCUAGCCUUGAAUGUGGUUUCGCAAAGGAUAUGUUCAUUCGGUGGGCUCCUGAUCCUCGAAAUAGCAUUAUUUUUACUUCAACGACACCAGAAACGUCAUUUGCAUCCCGCGUACUUAGACUUGUGAAAGACCCGUCCGCUGAAAAAACUAUAUCAUGUUCGGUGACACAAAAGGUGUUUUUGGAGGGAGCUGAACUUGCUUUAUACGAGGUGAAAGAGCGCAAACGUCUUCGUGCAGAAGCUGAAACUAAAGCUAAAGAAAUUGAAGAUGCUGCGAUGGAAGAUAUGAUGAUGGGAAUUGAAGAUUUCGAAUCAGAGUCGGAAGAAGAGCAAAUUGCGCAGCAGGAAGUUCAGCUUCGUGGAACUUUCAAGGUUGGCUUGGGCCAAUUAGCAUCAGUUCGAUAUCCUAUGUUCUUUGCUGUGGAGCCAAAAAUUGAGUGGGAUGAAUAUGGAGAGAUUAUUAACCCAGAGGAUUUCAAGGAUGCGACACUAUUAGCAAAUCGCCAGGCUCGUCGUAAUCUUAUCGACGAUGCUGAUGGGGACGAAGACAUGGAAAGUGCUGACCAAGAAGUUGCAGCUGAAACUCGCCCGACGAAAUCCGUCACAAGUGAAGUUGUCGUCAAUAUCGCUGCUCGUAUUACGCAAGUUGAUUUCGAUGGUACUGCUGAUGGCAGAGCAAUACGAAAUUGUUUAGGCAACGUCAAACCACGCAAACUCAUUCUAGUUCAUGGCACUGAAAAGACAACUCAAGAUCUAAAGCAGUUUGUAGAAUCGUCAAUCCCAACGUGCGAAGCAGUAUUUACACCAAACAUCAUGGAAUGUAUCGAUAUCGAAUCCGACACGAAUGUAUAUAAACUCUCAGUUAAAGAGUCAUUGUACACGUCUGCAGUGUUUCGAAAGAUUGGUAGUCACGAAGUUGCCUACGUUACCGGACAACUUGUGCUACCAGAGAACAGCUCAGUACCAAUUUUGCAGCCUCUCAAUGAAAAUGGAGGUCAAACAACACACGAGCCCAUCCUACUAAGUGAUGGAAAGAUGAAACUGGAUGUCAUGAAGCAGGUACUGGGCAAAGCUGGUUUUCAUGCAAAAUUUCGCGGCGGUAUGUUGGUAUGCAAUGAUGGAGUGGUUCUUAAGCGUGCAAUAGAUAACGAAAUUGUGAUGGAGGGUACGCUGUCAAGCAAUUACUUUCGCAUUCGAGCACUGUUGUAUGACCAGUUUACGCUGAAUAUGUUAGCUCUCCAGCGGCACGCAGCACGUACUAGUGCCUGCUUUAAACCUUGCUUCUCAACUUUAGCCGUCGCUACUCGUGACGCUACAUCCAACGUGUUACAUGUUGUGGUACGAGACGGUGAAGGAUCGCGUGCUUCUCGACGUUUGCGCAAGCAAGGCUUGUUACCAGGCGUUCUCUAUGGCGAGGGUGUAGAUGGUACUAAUGAACGUGUGCUGGUCUCGUUACCUACACGAACGUUUGAGAUCUUGCAUCGCGAUCUAUGGACAUCCAUUGAAAACCAGGUGUUCCAGAUUCAAGUUGACAAUGAGCCACCUGUGAAGGCCUAUAUGCGUGACGUACAGCUUGAUCCCGUCACAGACGUGCCCUUGGCUGUGAACUUUUUGCGUUUCAAGCCUGGUCGUACUGUAUCAAUACCAAUUAAAGUUAUGAAUGAGGAGGGAAGCCCAGGAUUAAAACGCGGAGGCUUUAUCAAUCACAUUUACCACUCGCUCGACUGUACCAUCUUCACGGAAGACAUCCCUGCUACACUAAAGAUUGACGUCAAUGGCCUACACGUUGGUGACAAGAUUUUCUUAGACUCAAUUAGCUUUCCGGAUGGAGUAGUGCCAAACAUCGCAAAAGGAUCGUUAAUUGCUAAAAUUGCCGGACGUCGCGGUCUUAUCCCACGCGUGAAACCCGUGGUUAAGAAGGUUUUGCAGCUAUCUGUUGGCAGUUUGUCUUUUGGGAUCUCGCUGCCUCUUUGUGGCAUGUUCAAAGCACUUAAAACGACCUCGCAGAAUCCAAUUUCUUUUACUUAG